Molecule: messenger RNA, 2691 nt
Organism: Bipolaris oryzae ATCC 44560
Lineage: Eukaryota; Fungi; Ascomycota; Dothideomycetes; Pleosporales; Pleosporaceae
Exons: 5
Coding region: 1-2691 (896 amino acids)
Molecular function (GO): protein binding
Source: RefSeq, a predicted model, not a curated record
AUGGCCGAUGCAAUCCCCAAGAUCAUCACCACGCCUGCCGGUCGAAGCGCCGCUCUCCAGAGGGAGGAAACCGCAUCUUCAACCACGAUUGACGCGCCGUUGUCGAACAAGAAACUUGUCGCAAAGCUGAGAAGCCCUACAGCAUCACCUGCGCAGCAACACAAUGAUGCGCAACAAAAUGGAGGAAGCUUGGGAAGUGCGAUAGGACUGUCGGAAACACCCUUGGACCCGCUCUCGCAACAAAUCUUCAAUAGAACAAAUACGUCACCGGCGGCUCAGAAGCUUCGGUCGCAGAACUCGGAACCCGUCGCAAGUCAAUUACCGAGAGAGUCGAAUGAUAUUGGCAUGGAUAAGGUUAGUGGUGAGACAGCUCGCGGCGCUGGUGGGAGUAAGGCCGAUAAGAAAAGAGUGUCGUUUCUCAGUCGCUUUAUGGGCAGCACCAAGAAAAAGAGCAGCCCGGACGGUACAAGCGACAAUAGCUCCGAACCAGACGACCCACGUCACGAGGGUAUGAACGCCCAGCUCUAUGUCAACAACCUCAGUUUCAGUCCAAAAACCCCGCAUCCCCCGGCAUAUAUCAAAGUGAGGGCAAAGUUCAAGAAGGAGAAGGAGUUUGAUCGCGUCUUUCUCGCGCAAGAGCUGCGAUCUGGGUCGGGAAGGAAAAGUCCGCCGGCCGCUGGAUCAAACCCAGCGCCGCAAUCUGGAUCUGCAGCUACACAUAAUCCGAUAUGGGCUGUUGAAUUCAGCAAGGAUGGAAGAUAUCUUGCUGUGGGUGGACAGGAUAGAGUGAUUAGGGCAUGGGCCGUGAUAGACAGUCCAGAACGACGCCGAGCGCACGAGAACACUGAAAGAGAUCGCCAUGCGCAUCAUGAGGAGACCAAGCACCUCAGUGCGCCAGUGUUUGAGCAGAAGCCAAUUCGUGAAUACCAAGGACAUACGUCGACUAUCUUGGAUUUGAGCUGGAGUAAGAACAAUUUCCUCUUAUCUUCAUCAAUGGAUAAGACCGUACGCCUGUGGCACAUAAGUCGCGACGAGAAUCUGUGCACAUUCAAACACUCCGACUUUGUGCCUUCGAUACAGUUCCAUCCCACCGAUGAUCGAUUUUUCCUCGCUGGAUCCUUGGAUGCGAAAUUGCGGCUUUGGAGUAUUCCGGAUAAGAGCGUUGCAUAUUCGACUACAGCUCCAGACAUGAUCACAUCAGUCGCUUUUACACCCGACGGAAAGACGUGCAUUGCAGGCACGCUUGGCGGACUUUGCCUGUUCUACGAUACAGAGGGCCUAAAGUGGCAGGCACAGCUCCAUGUCAAAUCGACUAGAGGCCAGAAUGCAAAGGGCAGCAAAAUCACAGGUAUUCAGGCAACGUAUUGGCCACCGGGUAGUGAAGACGGUGAAGUCAAACUGCUGGUGUCGAGCAAUGAUUCAAGACUGCGGAUAUACAAUAUGAAGGAUAAGACGCUGGAGAUGAAGUUCCGCGGCCAUCAAAAUAUGUGCAGCCAAAUCCGGGCAACUUUCGCUGAUGGCACCGGACAUAUUGUGUGUGGAAGUGAAGAUCGUAAAACGUACAUUUGGUCGACAUCCGCGCUAGAAGGCGGUGAGAAAAGGGACCAGCGACCAAUGGAAAUGUUCGAAGCUCACAAUUCAAUCACUACUUGCGCGAUUAUCGCACCCAUGCAGACAAGACGGCUUCUGAGCGCGUCAGAAGACCCAAUCUUUGACCUUUGUAACCCACCACCGGUUACCUUGGUUUCAAAGGCGGAGUCUGUAGUAUCAUCGCGAGCACCUACGGAGACAGGAUCGGCACAUCUGACACCUGGACCUACAGACACACAAUUCAAGAAGGCAGCGGGAAGUCCAGCAUAUAUCGCACGUUCUGCACAUAGAGGAGGCAACAUUAUUGUGACAGCCGACUAUACCGGUGCACUCAAGGUGUUUCGACAAGACUGCGCGUUCCAGAAGCGCAUACGACAGAGUGAGCAAUGGGACACUACCCUAAUGAAAAGAGCAUCCGUCAUCGGCCGCCCAAGCAGCAUAAUUUCCCGUACCAGCCGGUCCCGACGAGACAGCGUAUCCACGCAGCCCCCCAACGAUCGCAUCAUGACCUGGCGCCAAGACAUAACCCACAGCAGCAUCGACUCCGGCACCUCCCUCUCCGUCCGCAGCGCCUCCUCCCGCAAAUCCCUCGCAGCCCUAAACCUCAACGCCUCCCCUUCCUCUCACUCCCAUUCCCCCAUCCUCCGGCCCCAGAAAACAAACGACUCCCACGACAUCCCCCGUCCCACCGACACCCCCGGCACCUCCUCCUCCCGCGAUCCCAGCACACCACCUAUAUACAGCACCACGCACUCCUCAACCUCCUCCUUACACAAGCACUCUGAAAAAGACGUUGAUUCUCCUCCCCCUCCCUCUCCUCCCGCCAGAAACAACUCGACCAUUAACGAUAAUCCAAACCCCCUCCUCCACCUCUCAGACCCCAUUUCCAACCCUCUAGCCCUACUCAACGGCCAGUCUUGGUUGUUCUGGACGAGCAGCGCGAAGAAAACUAUGGGUACGCCCGCGAGUUUGAGGCCGGAUUUGGCGGCGAGGACUAGUUCCAUUAGUGAGGUUAGUCGGUUGACGGAUGAGCGGAGCGAGAGGAGUGAUGGGGGGGAGUUUGACGAGGAGGAGGAAGGUGGUGAGAAGAGGGUGAGGUAG